Messenger RNA from Durio zibethinus, 978 nucleotides. Lineage: Eukaryota; Viridiplantae; Streptophyta; Magnoliopsida; Malvales; Malvaceae. The record is from RefSeq and is a predicted model, not a curated record.
GUUUCAUUAUAGCAUUAUAUUGUAUGUAUGACAUAUAUUUAUUUUCCAAUAUUAUAUAUAUGUGGUCAACAAGUCGGUUCUUGUCAUAUCAUGUGUAUCGUAUAUAUAUUUUUAAUAGAAAUCCUUUACAGUUUGAGACUGUGUUUUGGAUUUUCAGUUGGCAUUGCUCUGUUGUACACGGAGAUGAAGGAUAUUGUGAUUAAGAAACUAUCGUCACGCUCUCUAAGGAGUAUAUGGUACAAAUGGGAGCUUCGGGGGCUGGUUGUGCUCAGCCUGUUUCUUCAAAUUGUACUCGUCAUAUUCGGGAAUCGACGGAAGUACAGCGGCAAGCGUUCAUACCAUGUAGCAAUGCUUGUUUGGUUAACGUACUUGUUGGCAGACUAUGUGGCAACCGUGGCGUUGAGUACCCUCCUUAAGAGCAGCAAGGAGGAAAUAACCAGUUCACUGGUUGCAUUUUGGGCGCCAUUCCUUCUCUUGCAUCUUGGUGGCCCUGAUACUAUCACUGCUUACUCCUUAGAAGACAACGCGCAGUGGAUGAGACACUUGUUCGGGUUAUGCGUCCAAGUUGGAGUGGCCUUCUAUGUCUACUUCAGGUUUUGGACCAAUUCUGCUCACACAUUUAUAGGAAUUCCAAUAUUCAUAGCCGGAAUAAACAAGUACGGAGAAAGGAAUUGGAUUUUGCGGUCUGCAAACUACGAACAGUUCAAGAAUUCCUUAUUUGCAACUCGUAAAGUAGAAAACAUUGAGGAAGAAGUUGGCCUUGGAAUGGAGGAAGAGGUCGAGCAGCUCAAGGACUAUUUAGUUCACAACCGGAUUCUUGAAAAAUAUAGAUAUCUUCAUCAAGCAUAUCUAUCAUUUCAGCUUUUCAAGCCCCUGUUUUCAGACCUCAAGUUGAGGGUAUACAAAGAGUUAAUGAGUUCCAUAUAUACAUUGCCAUGCACCAAUGAUCAGGGAAAAUCUCAAACUGGUUGCCACUGA